Molecule: messenger RNA, 822 nt
Organism: Hansenula ciferrii
Lineage: Eukaryota; Fungi; Ascomycota; Saccharomycetes; Phaffomycetales; Wickerhamomycetaceae
Gene: MPM1
Product: Mpm1p
Exons: 1
Coding region: 1-822 (273 amino acids)
Source: RefSeq, a predicted model, not a curated record
AUGGGUAUCUUUAGUAAUUCUCAAGAAGACAAGGACUACACAACCACACAAGUGGAACAAACAAUCAAUAAUCGUUUUGCUUCAAAUGAUGAUAUUGCCAUUGUUAAUGAUUUCUUGAAUAAUCAAAUCAUUUCACCAUUAGGUAAUGUUUUGGAUCUUGGUGGUCUUAAAGAAGUAUUUGGAAGUGGUGAUUUCCCAUUCAAUCAAAAUGUUAAUGAAUUAUUGGGUGGUAUAACUAAAGGUUUUGGUGAAGAAAGAUUUGCCACAGGUUUAAAAGCCUAUCCAACUCCAAGUGCACAAUUAUAUCAAAAAUGUCUAGAUAAAGAUGGUUUAUCCGUUUGGGAUGAUAAAGGUUGGUGGAGAUGUUUAUUCCCAAAGGGUACUUUAAAUGGUGAUCGUGUCUUGAGUAAAGAAGAUGUUUUAGAAGAUAAAUCAAAUAAAUAUGGAUUAUUUUUUAAUGAUUAUACUGGAUUUUUAGGAUGGAAAUCACAAAUGAAACAAUUGAUUAGACAAAAAGAUGAAGAACAAAAAAUUUCAAGACAAAGAGAAAACAUCCAGGAUAUUUAUAAUGGUUAUGCUAAAGAUAUUUCAUUUGAAAAUGGUGAACAUGAUAUCAUAAGCAGUAGUAAAUCAGUUUCUUUUAGAACUUUACCAAAUGGUGAUGGUGAAGAAAUCACUGAAAUUAGUAAUUAUUUUAAAGAUGGGAAAUCUGAAAAUAAGAAGUUUAAAAGAUUAAUUCCUAAAGAUGGUCAAGCUGGUACUAUUGAGACCAUUUCAGAUAAUAAUGAUAGUAAAUUAUCCAAUUGGAUCUGGGGGAAAUAG